Molecule: messenger RNA, 369 nt
Organism: Coffea eugenioides
Lineage: Eukaryota; Viridiplantae; Streptophyta; Magnoliopsida; Gentianales; Rubiaceae
Product: enoyl-CoA delta isomerase 1, peroxisomal-like
Exons: 2
Coding region: 1-369 (122 amino acids)
Source: RefSeq, a predicted model, not a curated record
AUGCCCACAAUUGCGGCCAUCAAUGGCUACACGCAAGAAGCAGGGGUGAUGCUUGGUCUCAGCCAUGACUAUCUCACCCUGAAGAAAGGUAUCCGUUGCCUACAACUAAGUUUGUUGGCCAAACAGAUGGCUUUACCAGCCUACUUCGCGGCUUUGAUUAGGUCAAAGGUUGCCUACCCUCUGGCUUACCGUAACUUUGUCUUGUGCGACUUACACUACGAUACAAAAGCAGCAGCAAAAAUCCAUAUUUUAGAAACGAAGCCUGAGCCUGGAAACAAUGCGCUGAAUGGAAACAACAAUCAUGCUAGUAAUACUGCUUACGAAAAAAGAAACAACCAUAAUAGUAAGAUGACAAUUGACAAGUAUUAA